Molecule: messenger RNA, 2346 nt
Organism: Bufo bufo (common toad)
Lineage: Eukaryota; Metazoa; Chordata; Amphibia; Anura; Bufonidae
Product: extracellular calcium-sensing receptor-like
Exons: 5
Coding region: 1-2346 (781 amino acids)
Biological process (GO): G protein-coupled receptor signaling pathway
Cellular component (GO): membrane
Molecular function (GO): G protein-coupled receptor activity
Source: RefSeq, a predicted model, not a curated record
AUGAUAUAUGCCACAAAAGAGAUAAAUUCCAUUGAGUCUUUGCUCCCAAAUAUAUCUCUAGGCUAUCAAAUCUUUGACACAUGUGCACACUCUUCAGAAUCUCUCUGGGGAACAUUUUGGACUCUGUCUGGAGAGGUCCAUCCAAUUCUGAACUACCAGUGUAACCAGAAAGUUCCUCUUGCUGUCAUUGGUGAUGGCUUAUCAAUAUCUACUUUAACAAUGGCUACUGUUUUAGGGACAUACAUGUACCCUCAGGUAAGCUAUGGAGCAUCCCUAGCCUCGCUGAAUAACCGGCUUCUGUAUCCAUCAUUCUUCCGAACCAUUUCUGGUGACAACAGACAGGCCAGGGCCUUGGCUGCACUUGUUGCCCACAUGGGAUGGAACUGGGUUGGUUUACUAUCUUUGAAUGAAGACUAUGGAAUUAUAGGUUCUCAACUUCUCAAAGAGGAGCUUCAUAAAUUGGGGGUGUGCCUUGCAUAUCAUGAAACAUUUGGUCAAACAACCUCCCUAAUGAAAAUGAAUUACAUUGUAAAUUUGGUCAUUGAGUCAUCUGCUAUGGUUAUUAUAAUUUUUUCCAGGGAACCUUUCACCUAUCCUUUAAUGGCCAUUCUUCUAGAGAGAGACAACAACAAGCGCAUUUGGCUUGGUACUGAAGGAUGGUCAAAUUCACCCUUUUUAGCCAGUAAAAAGUUUAGUAAAAUUAUGUCUGGGACUCUUGCACUGUCCUUGCAUGGGAUGGAUAUACCAGGGUUAAAGGAAUAUCAACUUGCUCUUCGACCUUCAACCUUGCUUCCUCAGGAUAUCUUCAUUGAAGAUUUCUGGGAAAAAGUCCACGAAUGUCAGUGGUCAAACAAAAGCAGUGCUGCAGAAAAUGGUACAGUGUGGUGCACAGGGGAGGAAACAUUGACCAGAUUUAGGAGCAAUGAAUAUGAGUUUAAUGAAUUUGACUUUCGACUGCACUAUUUGGUGUAUAGUGCAGUAUAUGCUGUGGCCCAUGCCCUACAUGAACUAAUCUUCUGCACACCUAGUGACAGUCAACCUGGAAAAUGCAGAAAUCAAAAAGCCAUAGCACCAUGGCAGAUUGUUCGCUCCAUAAAAAAUAUCCAUUUCAAGAAUCCAAUGGGAGAGGAAAUGUAUUUUGAUUCUACUGGAAAUCCACCAACUGACUAUGAUGUGAUAAACUGGCAUAGGAACCUAGAUGGAUCCAUCAACUUUGUGAAGGUUGGGCGCUAUAAUUUACGUGAGUCUCAACAGAAUGAGCUGACCAUCAAUAUCUCUGCAAUUAGGUGGAUCACUGGAGAACUGGAGAUCCCUUGCUCUUUGUGCUCUGAGCACUGCUCUCCUGGAUUUCGAAAGGCUGCUAAAAAUGGACAACCGAUGUGCUGCUUUGACUGUCUUCCCUGUUCAGAAGGGGAAAUAUCUGAUCGUAUAGAUUCCAGCAACUGUUUCUUAUGUCCAGAUGAACUGUGGCCAAAUAAAAACAACACUGUAUGCAUCCCGAAAGUUGUUGAGUUUUUGUCCUACUGGGAACCGCUUGGAAUUACGUUGACCACAACGACCAUCUUUAGCUCACUCAUCACUAUCAGCAUAUUGUGUGUGUUCAUCAAAUACAGAGACACAGCCAUAGUCAAAGCCAACAAUCGAGAUCUCACCUACCUUCUUCUCACUUGUCUGUUUUUAGGCUUCUUGUGCUCAUUACUUUUCAUUGGGGAACCUCAAAAAUUCACUUGUCGCUUUCGCCAAGGAGCCUUUGGUGUCAUUUUUGUUCUCAGUAUUUCAUGCGUCUUAGCCAAGACUAUCAUGGUGGUCAUUGCUUUUAGAGCUACCAAACCAGGAAGCAACAUGAGGACAUGGAUGGGAUCUAAAGUUCCAACCUCAACUAUAUCGCUGUGCACCUCCAUCCAGUUUUUUAUAUGUGUCUACUGGAUGCUCCAAUGCCCUCCUUUCCCUGAAAGAAAUACAAAGAUCAAAACAGGAAUCAUCAUCUUCCAGUGCAAUGAAUGUUCAGAUACCCUUCUAUGGUGUAUGUUGGGAUACACUGCAUUUUUGGCUUGUGUCAGCUUUUUUAUUGCCUUUCUGGCACGAAAAUUACCAGACAGCUUUAACGAGGCCAAGUGGAUCACAUUCUCCAUGUUGAUCUUCUUGAGUGUCUGGAUUUCCUUUGUCCCAGCCUAUCUAAGCUCUCAAGGCAAGUUCAUGGUGGCUGUUGAAGUUUUUGGAAUUUUAUCCUCCAGUGCUGGGAUUGUAGGUUGUAUAUUCUUCCCCAAAUGCUAUAUUAUAUUACUAAGACCCAACCUGAACUCCCGACAGAACCUACUGGGUAAAGGCACCACCAAGAAGACAUAG